AAAGAAGGGAGGAGGAGGGAGAGUGGGAGGGGAGUGUGGAAGACUAAGGGAACGCGGCAGAGGCUGGGAGAGGCAGCACGGCGGACGGCGAGGGAAGCCAGAACUGUCAGGGGAAGGACAGGGCGGCUUCAGGCACCUACAGCCGCAGCGCGGGGCAGCCGCCCCAGCCCGUCCUCCCGCCGGCACCAUGGUGGACAGGGGCCCCUUACUGACCUCGGCCAUCAUCUUCUACCUGUCCAUCGGGGCGGCGAUCUUCGAGGUGCUGGAAGAGCCGCACUGGCGCUCGGCUACCGACGACUACAAGCGGCAGAAGACGGAGCUGCUUAAGCAGUUCCCUUGCCUGGGCCAGGAGGGGCUGGACAAGAUCCUGCAGGUUGUGUCAAAUGCUGCUGGACAGGGAGUUGCCAUCACUGGGAACAACACUUUUAACAACUGGAAUUGGCCUAAUGCUGUUAUCUUUGCUGCUACUGUGAUCACUACAAUUGGUUACGGAAAUGUUUCUCCAAAGACACCCUCUGGGCGUCUCUUCUGCAUAUUUUAUGGGCUUUUUGGAGUUCCUCUCUGCUUGACAUGGAUCAGUGCUUUGGGGAAGUUCUUUGGAGGACGUGCCAAGAGGCUGGGCCAGUUUCUGACAAAAAGAGGAGUAAGCCUGAGGAAAGCUCAAAUUACAUGCACAGCUAUUUUCAUUGUUUGGGGUGUCUUGGUCCAUCUGGUUAUUCCUCCCUUUGUCUUUAUGGUAACUGAAGGAUGGGAUUACAUUGAAGGCCUCUAUUUCUCAUUCAUCACCAUCACCACCAUAGGAUUUGGAGAUUUUGUUGCUGGUGUAAAUCCAGAUGCAAACUAUCACGCCCUUUACAGAUAUUUUGUGGAGUUAUGGAUCUAUCUGGGACUAGCUUGGCUUUCACUAUUUGUUAACUGGAAGGUCAGUAUGUUUGUGGAAGUCCAUAAAGCAAUCAAGAAACGGAGGAAAAAAAGGAAAGAGUCAUUUGACAGCCAUCCUCGGUCUAAAAAACCCCUUCAAAUGGGUACCUCAAAGGAUGUCAACAUUUUCAGCUUCCUUUCAAAGAAGGAAGAGACCUACAAUGAUCUUAUUAAACAAAUUGGGAAGAAAGCCCUGAAAACAAGCAAUGACAAAAUUAUUAAAGUAGAAAAUUCCAAACAAAAUAUGCAGAAUGCCAGUAUAGAUGCCCAGGUGACUUACACAAAGACAGAGUCAUUUGAGUAUGAUGAGGCUUCCCUGGACAUUCAAAAUGGUCAUGUACUGAGACCCAUGCAUGAUAAACGUAUUGGAGACAGUCCUCUAGAAGGAACCAUGUUUGUAAACCAGCUGGACAGGAUUAGUGAAGAAGAAGGUGAAGUAUGGGAUUCCAGAGACUAUCGACCCUUAAUAUUUGAAAAUGCCAAUAUAACAUUUGUAAAUGAAGACGAUGAUGAAGAGGACGAUAUCUCUGAUGAUGAGGAAACCUCAAAAUCCUCCAUGGAUGAUAAUCUUGCAGAGGAAUCUGAAACUGCAAAAAAACUGGUAAAAUUCCCAUCCUCUGAUGAAUCUACCUUUACCAAUAAUGAGCUAGAACUUUCUGUGCCUUACGAACAACUGAUGAAUGAAUAUAAUACAGUAAGCAACGUGAAGGCUGCAACGUGAAGCAUUUUUGACAAUGGUUUUCUGAAAGUGGUCAGUGCUUAUUGAAAAAAAUUAAUGGAACAAGGAGAAAAGCAUGUUUUUGCAGCUUCUCCUGUCUCUUUGGAAACAAAUGCAAGUUCCAAACUAAUAAGCUCCAGUGUCCUUUUCCCAUCCUAAGUUGAUUUCUGAGCCAGUCAGCUUUGCUUAUCUGAAAAACUUGUAAAAUAACAGUUGAAUUUGGAGUUCUGCUUCUUCUUGGGAUUUUAUGGUUCUUGAACAAGGUAGAAAAGAAAAGACUAGUUAAUACACUGGACCUGCUCUACGUUUAUGCAUUUCAUUGAGGAAGUAGUUUGGGAGUGUAACUGUACUGUUGCAAGGAGACUGUUCCAGGCAUCAAAUGUGUUCGGUUACUCCAUUAGCCUUUCAACUCUGAAAACCUAGAUUUGAAUCCUGCUUUGAUCACAAAUGAAAACUAGGUGUUUGCUUUCCCCCCCAACCCUCCCAAGUUUCCCACUGUUAAGUUGUUACCACAAAUAAAAUGGUGCAACCACUAGUUGUACUUAAUGAGAAACUUCAGAUGAAAUACCAGGACACAGAUCUGAGCUGAGGUAUGCUGGCAGACUGAGAAGAAAGCUUCUGAAACAUCUGUCUAGAAUAUGUCAGUGUUUGUCAAAUUAUAGUGAACUGUAAUUUCAUAAAUAAAAUAUUAAAAUUAAAAAUUCCAAAGGAGUGGAUUGAGAAGGAGCCUUCUAACACAGAAGAAUCACCUGGGAUGAAGCUCACCAAUUGGGCUGCUAAACAGCGUAUCAGCCCUAGAACAGUUAACAAGUAAAGUGACUGGAAGACCUAUUGAUCAAAGCAUGUAUGAGCAUAUGCAGGAUGCAAUGAACUUUUUUAAUGUGUAAGUGUCCUUCCACUGUCCAUUUCCUAGAGGAAAUACUUGAAUGAACCUUAUAUAUUAUCUAUGUACAGGUGAAGUUGUAUUGACCCUGUUUUGAGGACAAAAUCACAUUGGGAGGCACAGAUAUCUCCAAAUGCCCUAAUGCCUAUCAGAAGGGACCUGUAGCGCUGCUGCUGAUCUGUGCAGUGCGAUAGUCAGUAUUCUUUUGUGUUUCCUCCCUUCCUCCCUGCCUUGGUACUUCACACUAGACUUGAAUGACAGAUGAUUUUUUUUGAAACAGUUGAUUACACUUUGCUUAUUUGCUUUGUUUCAAAGUUGCAUAUACAAUGGUUAUUCUAUUCCACUUUCAAGAAGGUUGGGCAAUGCCAAAUCUUUGAAAAACUGAGAGGUGAUCUAGUGACUUAAGGCCAUAAGGCAGUUUUUGAAAGGAACUUUGACUCUAAGCUCCUGAAAGUAUUAUUUUUUGGCUUGGAGAUGGGCUUUGAGAAGGAAGUAUGUCUCUUUAUAACACUUCUGCCCAAAUUGUUUUGGCUAGAAAGAAAAUUAUACCAUGGCUUUAUUUUUGUUUUUCCAUAUCUAUGUAUUGACCCCGACAACUCUUUCAAAUGAGGCUCUUGAUUACAUGUUGGCAAAAGGUACUGUACUGACUUCAGUUGUAUCCAGUAUACUUGGAACAGAAAAUAGCCAAGACCUUUGAACCUUAAUAUGUUAAGUUCUGUUGUUCUGUUUUACAGUAUUUAAGUCAUUCUAGUAUGUCCAAAAGUUUCUGAAGUUCAGCGAACAGUUAAAAGUUCUCAUUCUCAUUUUCAGAAUGCUGGCAGACUCGCUAGCUUUGUAAGAAGAGCUUAUGGAAUCUUGCAAUGCUAAUCUUGAAUUACUAGCUAUUUCUAAUAACUGCAAAUAUUGGCUGCAGCUUCAGUUGCUAGCCUCCUCAAAAGAAGGGGGAGAAGGACAUAUGGGAAACUGACACUCUGGUUGGACAGCCUGUUGAUGGGGAAGAUUUGAAGUCAUUUACUGUGAAACAAGGGACUGUCUUUACCAGUCAUCUUUUCAGAAUUUUUCAUGUAUAUAAUAUUUUUUCUUUCAAACAGAAGUUGAACACUAGGCCACCUCUGUUAUAAUGGCAAAAAUGUGGAGUCAACGUCAUUGGAUUUGGUACUUAAUCUGUAUUUUAUGAUAAUAUCACUGAACAAAGAUUAUAAUUUGAAAUUAAAUUUUAUUAUAUUACUGCUAUUUGAAGCAGGGGUGGCUGGAUGAAUUUGGUUUGUAUCUGACAGGAAAGAGGGAGAGGCCACACUGAGAAGAUUCUGUUUUAUUUCUAAAAGACACCCACACCCCUAUCAUUUAAAAAUUACUCCCAAGCCCUUCAAGUGUUUCUGUAUAACUGAAGGAUUGUGGUUAACAGCUUGUAACUGUAAGAAAUGGUAGGUAAGACUACAUGCAUUAUACACAUGAUACUUGUGUAGCAAGUCCAGCCCUCUCUUUUUUUUUUUUUUAAAAAGUAUACAUUAACUUCAGAGAAAAUGAGAAA
Pezoporus flaviventris is the source of this 4053-nucleotide messenger RNA. RefSeq names its product potassium two pore domain channel subfamily K member 5 (gene KCNK5). Gene Ontology annotation, biological process: potassium ion transmembrane transport; stabilization of membrane potential. The transcript has 5 exons. The coding region runs from base 188 to 1642 and encodes 484 amino acids. Gene Ontology annotation, molecular function: potassium ion leak channel activity. Gene Ontology annotation, cellular component: membrane. NCBI's taxonomy places the organism in Eukaryota, Metazoa, Chordata, Aves, Psittaciformes, Psittacidae. The record is from RefSeq and is a predicted model, not a curated record.